Molecule: messenger RNA, 558 nt
Organism: Eruca vesicaria subsp. sativa (arugula)
Lineage: Eukaryota; Viridiplantae; Streptophyta; Magnoliopsida; Brassicales; Brassicaceae
Source: the annotation of a GenBank genome assembly
CUCAAACAUCCAUUCACACAUAAUCCGCGAGGAUACAAAAAAUUUAGUACGAGUUUGAUUUCAAUGGAGGAAGAGAGACAAAGCAAAGAAGAAAGCUCUCAUCUUUGUACACCUAUUCAAUUCUUUAUCAAGAGCUUCCUAAAAUGUCUUGGUCUUCAUAUCUCUUCUUCUCCUUCGGAGGCUCCAAACGGAGUCGUGACAACAAGGGGAAUGAUACUAAGAUCAAAGCAAAGGGAUGGAGAGUCGCCUAGCUCUGGAAGGCCAGGUCGCCGCAACUAAGGAUUUGAUUUGUUCUUUAUUUGCUAUCACCCAUACUGCACGUGGAAAACGGAUUACAGACUUACAGUUGCAUACAAAUUCACGUUCAUUCAUAAAAUAUCGUUUCGUGUGUACUAUAUAUUAUUGUAUCUGCUAGUUAAUUACCGUUACAUUUCAUGAAGUUACAUAAGGUUGUAAACCAUUAAAAACAUAAAAGCUGUUGUUUCCCAAAGUCUGCUGUGACUAAAGGUUACGAAAAUAAUGUAUGUAUCUUUUAUAUUAAAAUAAAUUAUUACAAUA